AUGGCGGAUUAUUCGCGCUUGGACCCGUACAGAAAGUCCAGAUUUGACCAGGGUGUUGAUGCCAAGAUUGUAAUUAUGGGAAACACAGGUGUAGGGAAGACUAGUUUGUUACACAGAUACACCCACAACAAGUUCGAUCCCAAGAAUACGACCUCCACCACUGGUGCAUUUUUUGUCACGAAGAAGGUAUAUGUAGACGGUAUCAAAGUUAGACUGCAACUAUGGGACACGGCAGGUCAAGAAAGGUUUCGUAGCAUGGCUCCGAUGUAUUACCGUGGAGCGAAUGCCGCUUUGCUGUUGUACGAUAUAACAAAUGCAUCUAGCUUUGAUGACAUUCGUGGUUGGUUAGAAGAGCUGAAGAAGAACUGUUCUCCUGACCUCAUCAUUUAUAUCGUGGGCUCGAAGGCCGACCUGCAUCGCUAUCGACAAGUUACCAGUGAUCUCGCGCGCCUGUCUCUGCACACUUGGUUCCCACCGCCAAGAGCACCAACCCCGCCGCCGCCGCCGACAUCAACGUUUUCUUAUAUCCGCCCUCGAUUCACGUCCUUUCCUAGUAUUCGUUCUGCGCCUGUAACAACUUCCGCGCCGGAACCACCUUUGUCUGCGUCUCACGAAACCGUGUCCUAUGUCGACUCCCACGCUUCUGUGCUGAAGCGCUCGAAUACUUCCGCCCCAACUCGACCACGAGCUAAGAGCGGAAGCCUCCUUCUUCCAAGAGCAAAUUCUACCACUGCCGCAACUCGUGCUGCUACACGUCAAGUACAAUCACCUUAUGGCUCACCAUUUGGACACCGUGCCUGGAAUGAAAUUUCUGGCGCCAGCACCACCAGCUUGGACGGCGACGAGGACGCAGAUGAUACAGAUAACCAGGAAUGGGGAUUACACAAGGGCAUGGAGCUCUUCGAAGUUUCAGCCAAGGAUGAUCUUGGUAUUCAAUAUCUGUUCGAUACUUUGAUUACGACUAUCAUCGCGAGGAAGGAUAGUAUUGAACGCGAGAAUGAGCUGAAGAAAAGGGACAGUAUCUUUCUUUCGACAGCUUCUACGCCUACAUGGGCAGCUCAAGCGGAUGAAGAAGAAGCUCGAGAAAAGGCACAAGCAGCAGCAGGAUCGUCUUGGGGCUGUUGUCAAGCAUGA
Molecule: messenger RNA, 1134 nt
Organism: Sparassis crispa
Lineage: Eukaryota; Fungi; Basidiomycota; Agaricomycetes; Polyporales; Sparassidaceae
Exons: 5
Coding region: 1-1134 (377 amino acids)
Molecular function (GO): GTP binding; GTPase activity
Source: RefSeq, a predicted model, not a curated record